Molecule: messenger RNA, 6313 nt
Organism: Gadus macrocephalus (Pacific cod)
Lineage: Eukaryota; Metazoa; Chordata; Actinopteri; Gadiformes; Gadidae
Gene: scaf8
Product: SR-related CTD-associated factor 8
Exons: 19
Coding region: 155-4801 (1548 amino acids)
Cellular component (GO): nucleus
Molecular function (GO): RNA binding
Source: RefSeq, a predicted model, not a curated record
CCCUGACUCGUCGUAUAUUUCGCAUUGUGGUUGUGCGCCAUAUUGGCAGUCUCCUCCAUCUCCCAACAAGCCUUGAGCAUGCAACAUUCAAACCGGUUGGGGAAGAGAAUACAAUAAUUUUUUAUAUCCAGAACGCGAGCUGAUUUUAAUCGCCAUGGAGGCUGUGAAGUCUUUUAACAAUGAGCUGUACUCGCUCAAUGAGUACAAGCCUCCGAUCUCCAAGGCAAAGAUGACCAAUAUCACCAAGUCUGGAAUCAAAGCUAUAAAAUUUUACAAGCAUGUUGUGCAGAGCGUGGAGAAGUUCGUACAGAAGUGCAAACCAGAAUACAAGGUGCCCGGGCUGUACGUUAUCGACUCCAUUGUCAGACAGUCGCGGCACCAGUUUGGCAUGGAGAAGGACGUGUUCGCCCCGCGCUUCAGCAAGAACAUCAUCGGCACCUUCCAGCACCUUUACCGCUGUCCCUCGGAUGACAAGAGUAAGAUAGUGCGAGUCCUCAACCUGUGGCAGAAGAAUGCCGUGUUCAAGAGCGACAUCAUCCAGCCCCUGUUGGACAUGGCGGCAGGGCUGCCCCCGCCCAGCGUCACCCCGGUCAUGGCCAGCAGCACGGCGCCGGCCAACAACGCCACACCCGGUACCCCAGCCACCCCGGCCACCCCCGCCAACAUAGUCCAGGGUCUGCCGGACUGGGCCUCUCAGAUCUCCAACACAGACACCGUGGCUGCCGUCGCCCAGAUCCUCCAGAGUCCCCAGGGACAACAGCUGCAGCAGCUGGUGCAGAGUCUGCAGAUGCAGCAGCAGAAGCCCCAGCCGUCCCUGCUGCAGGCGCUCGACGCGGGCCUGGUGGUCCAGCUGCAGGCGCUCACGGCCCAGCUCACGGCCGCCGCCACCGCCAACAGCCUCAACCCCCUGGAGCAGAGGGUGACUUCUUUUAACAAGAAACUUUUGGGCCAGUUCGACUUCGGGAAUGACUCGGACCGCAGUGAAGAUUCCAAAAAGGACACUUCAUCUCAGAUGCCCAUGGUGUCGGACUCCAUCAACAACUCCCUGUUCCAUCAGCUGGCCGAGCAGCUGCAGCAGCAGAACCUGGAGCAGUUCCAGAAACAGCUAAUGGAGCACCAGCAGAAGUCCAUGAGCAUGGAGCCGCAGGACUCCAUCUUUGGGCCGGAGAACCCGGUGCCUUCUGUCCAGAGCACUAGCCAGCCACAGCUCCCCGAGGCAGAGAAACUAGACGACUCCAUGGACAACCAGCAACAGGACAUGGACAUGGAUCUGGACGAGGGCCCAGAUGGAAUGGAGGAGGAGCUCUUUGAGACGGAAGAGAAGAAGGCUGCGAGCACUCGCUCCAGGACGCGCUCCCGGUCACGCUCCAGGUCUCCAAAGAGGAGGCGCUCUCGCUCGCGCUCCGGCUCUCGGAAACGGAAGCACCGCAAGCGCUCGCGGUCGCGCUCCAGGGACCGCAAGAGGAAGUCGUCUCGCUCCUACUCCAGCGAGAGACGCGCCCGCGAGCGGGAAAAAGAGAGGCAGAAGAAGGGCCUUCCCCCGAUACGCUCCAGGACCCUCAGCGUGUGCAGCACGACUCUGUGGGUUGGCCAAGUGGACAAGAAGGCCACUCAGCAAGACCUGACCAACCUGUUUGAGGAGUUUGGCCAAAUCGAGUCCAUCAACAUGAUCCCCCCCAGAGGCUGUGCCUACAUCUGCAUGGUCCACCGGCAGGACGCCUACCGCGCCCGCCAGAAGCUCAGCACCGGCUCCUUUAAGAUCGGCUCCAAGGUCAUCAAGAUUGCCUGGGCGCUGAACAAAGGCGUGAAGCAGGAGUACAAGCAGUUCUGGGACGUGGACCUGGGGGUCACCUACAUACCCUGGGAGAAGGUGAAGCUGGACGACCUGGACGACUUCGCAGAGGGCGGCAUAAUCGACCAGGAGACGGUCGACGAUGAGUGGGAGGCGGCCAAGAACGCGGAGCCUGUCAAGGAGCCCCCGAGCCAGGCCGUGAGUGUGGAGCCCGUGGCUGCUCCGAUCCAAACCCACGCCGAGACCUACACCCAACAGGUCACCAUGAUGCCUGUUCAGCUGCCAGUGCCCCAAGCUGUUUCCAGUGCAGUGGGCAUGGUGCCUCCAUCCUUCCCCGUCUCCAUGGGGAUGCCGCCACCUGGCUAUGGACCCCCACCACCCUUCAUCCGAGCGGGCUUCAAUGCCUCUCAGCCUCCCCCAGGCUUCAUGACUGGAGCUCAGACACCAGGCAUGUCCUCAAAUACAUGUAAGUAUUCCCGAAUAUCGCGUGAUAGAAACGGGCAUCACGUUGUUGUUCAGCCGGUGAAGCCCAUCUUUACUUGUGCCUUUACAGUGCAGUCGUCGAUGACCUCCGGCCAGGAUAAUGUCAAGGACUCUCUGUAUGGAGGCAUGAUCCCCCCCACCAGCAACAUCUCAGGCAACUACAUGCCCCCGGGCCUCCCCGGUACGGGCGUCUUCAACCCUCUGGGGGUCCCUCAACACAGUGCCAACGACAAAGGACAUCAGUCGGCCGACGCCAUGGAGUCCGCAGCAGAACUCGCCCUGCAAGGCAUGCAGAACGCGGUGCGCAGCGGAAUGGGUUUGUUGGGCAUGCACCCGGGCACCCCCCUGGGCCACCCCCUGCACCCCGCGGGCCUGUCCGGACAGCGGAUGCCCGGCCUGCUCCCCAUGGACAUGCGUCCCAACCUCCUGCAGCCCGGGGCGGCCGCCCGCUUCCCCCUGCUGCUGCAGCAGAGCCUGAACCAGCAGGCCAGCAGCAUCCUAGAGGCCUCCCUCCAGGCCCAGGCCCGCGCCAGGGCCCCCUUCGCCCAGAUGGACCCCUUCGGCAGGGGCCUCAACCCGCCCAGCGACGGCCUGCCCAAGGCCGAGGAGAAGUCCGGGGCUGACGAGGGCAAGGACCAGGACUACCGCUUCCCCCCGCCGGAGAAGCAGAGCACCGGCCUCCUGAGGACCCCUCCCCCGGAGCAGCGCGAUGGCCCGGGCAGCGGCGCCGGAGGGGGGGGGGGCGGCGGCGGUGGGAGCGGAGGCCAGGGACCAGGGGGACCCAGGCCCGCCCUGCUCCAGACCCCAGGGACCCCGGGCCCCAGGUCCAGCCUGGUGGGCCGCCUGCAGGCCCUCGCGGGCUUCACCCCAGACAGCCGCUGGGGCCAGACCAGAGGGGACUUUGACGAGCGUGACAGCAUGCGGGGUCCCCCCCCGCAGGCCCUGGGAGGCCCGCCGGCCCCCGGAGGGCCCAAGGGCUUCCCGGAGGAACGUCCGAGCCCGGGCCAGAACUUCCCCAGCCGCUUCGAGGGCCGCCCCAGUACACCGGCCGCCGCCGCCGGCUCCGCUGGGAACUCCGGGUCGGCGGGCGCCGCCCAGCCCUGGAGCCGCGGAGCCGCCGUCGCCCCCCCGGCGGCCGCCGCGCCCUUCGAGAGCGACCUUCACCAGGACCUGGACGAACGCCGGCGCCCGUGGGACCGGCAGCGUGACCGAGACGAAAGAGACUUCGACUUCAGGAGGGAGGUGAACGGGAACCGCCACGGCCGCGACAGAGAUCGGGAGCGGGACCGGGACAGGGAGAGAGACACCAGAGACACCAGAGACACCCGAGAGAGAGACACCAGAGACCGGGGCCGCGAGCGCCCCAGGGAGCGCGAGCGGGACCGGGACAAAGAGAGGGAGCGUGAGCGCGGGGGGUGGACGCCUCUCUUGCCCCUGCCGACGCCCCUGCUCCCCACCCCGUCCCUCAACCCCAACCUGGCCCUGAACCAGGGCAAGAUGCUGGCGCCCCUCAAACUCAACCCCCAGCUCCAGACGAGGUUCCAGUCCAUGCUCCUUCCCCAGACUCCUGGCAAGCUGCCUCUGCCCCCGCAGCUCAACCCCUCACUGCUCGGGAGUCCCCCCAAGACACCCCCUCCGGCACUGAACCGGGGCGCCCUGGCCGCACCCCGGGCUGACAGCCCCAGCCCACCUCAGACUCUCUGCCAGGCCAAGUCCCUCGCCCCGGCCCGGUCCCCUCCCCUGGCCCGGUCCCCUUCCCCUCCCCCAGCCCAUUCCCCAGCCCCCGCCCAUUCCCCACCUCAAGCCCAGUCCCCCGCCCCAGCCCACUCCCCAGCCCAGUCCCCCCCUCCAGCCCAGUCGCCAGCAGAGACCAAGGCCCUGAGCCCGGCCACCGAGGCAGCGCCAGCGUCCCCUAGGCCUGUGACCCCUCAGCCCCAGACCCCUCCGUCUCUACGGUCCCCUACUCCAGAUUCGGUCCAGUCGCCCCCGGAGCGAGCGGCCUCCCCUCAGGUAGACUCGCCCCCAGAGGCGUCCUCCCCGCUCGCCAUCUCGCCGUACCACUCCCCGGACGCCUGCCUACCAGCCCCCGGCUCCCCCGGUCAGAGCCCCGACUCUCUGGAGGAGCAGGACGAGCCCGGCAGCCCGCCGGCGUCGCCCCCGGGGAGAGCCUCCCCGCCCCAGGCCCGCUGGGCCAACGGGCUCGCCAUGGACCCCUUCUGCGUGGCCGACCCCACGCCCGAGGCGUCCCCCGACAUCUCGCACCAGGGGGCGCCGUCCCCUUCCCUGUCCCACUCCCCCAACCUCGUCAUCUCCCCAGGCGGCCCGCGGUCCAGCCCCGAGGACGCCCCCAGCGACCCGGAGGACGACGACGCCGAGGAGGAAGCGCCGACACCGCCGCCGCCGGAGCAGCAGCAGAAGGGGCCGCUGGCCUCCCCUCAGCACGUAGACAAUGAACAGAGUGAUGCGGUGGAGGGAGCUGCGAGUCAGCCAGUGCUAGACACUGACACAGACACUGAGGGGACAUAAUCAUCACUCAGUAGGUAAAAGAUCAUUUUGUAAAGUUGUCUCUUCUUCUCUGCACUCAUGUCCAGCAAACCACCCCCCCCCCCCCACCCCCAACCCCCCUCGCCACACGGGACAUGGCGGGGGCACGGCACACAUCCGUUGUCGUCUCGAGAAACGAUAACAAUAACAAUAUUCUAUCUCUCACAAAUACCUGUGUUUUUAAGUAAACGGCACGCUAUUUUAAUGGGAGAUCAUUUUGUAUUUUAUGCUUCCCCCCUCCCCUCCCCAUCUUUUUUAAGUUGUAUUGCCACCACAUUCAUUUUUAGUAAUCAACCAUUGAUGAAUUUUAAUCAUUUUUCAGCCCAAAUGUAUUAAUUGUAAUUGGGGCGGCGGCAGUUUGGCCUUCCUAUGGAAGAAAGUAAGUAACCCUGGCUUUGGAUUGAAUUCAGUCCAACCACGAUACUUGAAACCACACUGGCUGCCCCCCGUUUCCCCCCUGCUCUUCUUUUUUAAAAACACUGCUGCAAGGUUUUAAAUGAGUGCUUUGUGUGCUGCCCUAUAAUGCUUCCUGUUUCCAAAGCCAAACCAAUAGCCUACAUUCAGUGAUACUGGUACAGCUGCUUUUGAACCGGGGGGAGGGGGAACAAAUACACUUAAAAAGAUGGAAGCCGAUGAUCGUUGUGUCUCCCGCAGCUACAAAUAAAUGUCUUUGAUUUGUUUCAUAUACUUCACCGGAUUUUAAAAAGCAUAAACCGAACGUGCCCCGUUGGAGGAAAGACAUGGGGACAUGGAUCUCUGGGGGGGGGGGGGGGGUUGUGGAUGUUGGGUGCAUAUUGUUUUAGUUUGAAAUAAACCUGCUUUGUUUGUUUAAACACUUGCUUUAGGACUGUAUUUUCUGACCCAGGACCAGUGGAAAACUAAGACCCACUUAACAGACUCUCAGUGUUUUGAUUUGUCCUUCACUGUUUCGAACAACCCUUGAUUAUUUGCCGUUUCUGUUGUUGUUGUUGUUGCUCAAAUCGCUGCUUGAUCCUCCAUCCACAAGGCUUGGAUGAAACCACGGGAUAUAGUGCUUAGUUUCAAACCACUCUGGCUUGUUCAUCCCCCACCCCGCUCUCUUUCUCUGGGGACGGGGCUGUGCCUUUCAUUUGUUUUUGUGUGGAGUUGUAGUGUUCAUGACGAAGCCGCCACAGAACUGCUGCGUGAUAUUGAACUGUUCCAGACCACAGUGUGGACAGACACACCACUGCCCCCUGUCACGUCCCCAUCCCUGUCCCCCUCAAAACAACCGGUGUGAACCGUAGCCAUUUGUACAGCACUAUCCUGUAGUAGAGAACAAGACCGCCUAUACUCCAUAGCUCUGUGCAUGCAGGCCUGCAGCCAUGUUUUUAAAAAGCCUUUCUGUCUCCUGAACAUUUCACACCGCAAGCUGGUCUUCUGUUGACCCGCUGCGGGCAAACCCUAGUCUGCUGUCCUGUUAGACCAAAUGAUCACUACAGGAGAUGUAUUGUUGAAUAAAGUAUAAAGGUGCAA